AUGGCAUGGGGCACUGGCAAAAAUGUUUUUCUGCCAGUCGCGGAUGGUUCAUGCGCUUUAAAACGAGAUAUUCGUUACAUAACAUUCGAGUGCAAGGAGAAGCUGCUAGUGCCGAUCAUGUGGCUGCUCAAGAGUUUUCCUGGAAUAUUAAAGGAAAUUAUCGAAAGUGGAGACUCGCCUAAACAAAUUUUUAACGUGGAUGAAACUGUUUAUAGGUCUGAAAAUCCUCGAGCUCUCAAAAAUUACGUCAAGAGUACUCUUCCAGUUAUAUGGAAGGCUAAUCCAAAGGCAUGGGUUACAUCAAUACUUUUUGAAGAAUGGAUUACUAAGCAUUUUAUACCUGAAGUGAAACAGUACUGUUCAAAAAAUAAUUUGGCUUAUAAAUUUAUGUUUGGAAGCUCCGGCAUGGAUCAACCAAAUGUCGAUGAGAUCACAACUGACAUUGUUCAUUUGGCUAACCGUUUGCCUGACAUUGCAGUUACUACUGAUGAUAUUGAUGAUCUGUUAAGCUCACAUUCGCAAGAACUGACUGAUGAAGAUCUUAUUGAAUUGGAGGCACAAGUACAAAAGGAAGCUCUCGAGUCACAAGAAAUAGCUUCUUCUAUUAGUGACUCUGAAAAAGAACUUACACUAAGAAAACUUUCCGUAGCCUUUGCAAAUUUGAAGAAUGCCAUGAAAAUUUUUGAAGAAAAUGAUCCUAAUUUUGAGAGAAGUUUUAACGUUAAUAACAAAAUUUGUGCAGCCUAUCACUGUUACCAAGAUCUGUAUGAUAGCAAGAAGAAAGAAGCCAAGCAAUCUAGAAUUGAUAGUUUCUUUAAGCCAAAAGUUUAA
Molecule: messenger RNA, 831 nt
Organism: Leptosia nina
Lineage: Eukaryota; Metazoa; Arthropoda; Insecta; Lepidoptera; Pieridae
Source: the annotation of a GenBank genome assembly